AUGCUGACAGGCUCUUUUCCAUACAAUGGCCGCCUGUUUGAUGACAAGCCGGGCGAAAACUGGGUCGGCUCGCCAAAGAUGAAAGAGAUCAAGCAAAAGCUUUGUGACGCGAGGGUCAGCUUCAGCCAUCCGGUCUUCGAGAAGGAGCCUGGAGCUUCAAGGCUCGUCGCGAGGAUGCUGGCCGUUGAAGAGAAUGAGAGACCCGAUGCGCCGGAGACCACGCGAUCCGGUGUGGAAGAACCAGUCAAGCACUUGAAAGACCAAGAUAUACCUGACAAUACCAGCUUCCAAUGGGACAUCACCGCCACUGUCCCGACAAGAGCCCACCCCAAAACCCAAGAGUGCACCGGUCGCUUCCACGAACCCGGUCGCUUCGUGAUGGAGACGCUGACGGCUGUGGGUGUUGCGUUGGGCGGAUGUUUUGCUUUUGUGAAGUUCAAGUCGCAGCCGAAGAAGGGGCAAGAGCUUCCGCAGAAGAUGAGGAGGUUGGUGCUCAGAGAGGCCAAUUCAGACAUCUCUCAGGCACGCAUCGAGGUCGAGGAGGUAGAUCUUCCUCAGCCACGGCCAGGACAAGUCUUGAUCAAGGUGGCUGCCAGCCCUGUGAACCCCUCAGAUGAUGGUACUUGGAAGGUACCGCCCUCACAGGGGUAUCCAAUGCCCUUGGGAAAUGAAGGCUCCGGCGUGGUGGUGGCUACCGGUGGCGGCCUCCUGGCAUCCCAAUGGCUGGGCCAGUCAGUGGCCUUCUUGGGCAAGGCCUACGCGGAGUACGCAGUGGCCGACGCCUUCCUGUUGACCACAGUGCCCUCAGAUGUGACUUUGGAAGAUGCCUGUGCCUUGGAUGGAUGGAGAUGGAAGACGGGUGCCAGAUGGGUGUGUGAAAUAAUGCCUGCUGGGGCUGGGCCGGGGCUGGGCGGCUGGGCAGAUAGUGAGGAUUCUGGAGAUGCUUGGAUGUCCGAUCUGGAUGGGGUAGAGAAGAUGAGCUGGUGCUCACUUCAUCUCACUUCCUAG
Durusdinium trenchii is the source of this 1008-nucleotide messenger RNA. The record is from the annotation of a GenBank genome assembly. NCBI's taxonomy places the organism in Eukaryota, Dinophyceae, Suessiales, Symbiodiniaceae.